AUGGCGGAGAAAGAGGAACGAGACUCGCAAAGUGUUAGAGAUUCCAAAAGACAGUCAAAGGACACGGAGUCUCAUUCAGAGGGUCCUCUGAAAAAGAAGCAAUGUCAACAGCCAGGUCACUACAUAUCUGAGUGCCCACAGGUGCAAAAAACUUGUUUCCGAUGUGGUCAGUCCAGUCACCUCAAGAGGGAUUGCCCACAGAGGGGAGGAGAUGCCCAUAAGGUGACAGGGCUACAACAACGCCCUGCACGGACUACUAUAGUCCAAUCUAAACAGACAGGUCACUCCAAAUCCGAGUGUCCACAGGUGCAAAAAACUUGUUUCCGGUGUGGUCAAUCUAGUCACCUCAAGAAGGAUUGCCCACAACAGGGAGGAGAUGCCCACAGGGUGACGGGGAUACAACAACGCCCUGCACAGACUACUAUAGUCCAAUCUAAGCAGACAGGUCACUCCAAAUCCGAGUGUCCACAGGUGCAAAAAACUUGUUUCCGGUGUGGUCAGUCUAGUCACUUCAAGAGGGAUUGUCCACAGAAGGGAGGAGAUGCCCACAGGGUGACGGGGCUACAACAACGCCCUGCAAAGACUAAUAUAGUCCAAUAUAGACAGCAGCCUGGGUGUUAG
Messenger RNA from Cornus florida, 621 nucleotides. RefSeq lists its product as uncharacterized. Gene Ontology annotation, biological process: positive regulation of cytoplasmic translation. The record is from RefSeq and is a predicted model, not a curated record. The transcript has 2 exons. The coding region runs from base 1 to 621 and encodes 206 amino acids. NCBI's taxonomy places the organism in Eukaryota, Viridiplantae, Streptophyta, Magnoliopsida, Cornales, Cornaceae. Gene Ontology annotation, molecular function: translation regulator activity; single-stranded RNA binding; zinc ion binding. Gene Ontology annotation, cellular component: cytoplasm.